Messenger RNA from Etheostoma cragini (Arkansas darter), 1707 nucleotides. RefSeq lists its product as uncharacterized. NCBI's taxonomy places the organism in Eukaryota, Metazoa, Chordata, Actinopteri, Perciformes, Percidae. The coding region runs from base 49 to 1707 and encodes 552 amino acids. The transcript is spliced from 6 exons. The record is from RefSeq and is a predicted model, not a curated record.
GUUCUUCAUCAACAUCCAUCGUGUCAUGCUACAAAUUAAACGUCCAGAAUGAUGGCAAACAUGAGUGAAGAAAUCAAAGAGAUCAUCUGCAAGACCUUGCCAAAUCUUUCUGAAGAGACCCAGUUGCAAAUAAUAUCAAAACUUCAGAGCUCUGGCUUGGAGUCAAAAGAAGACUUAAAAUAUGUACAACAGGAAGACAUUGCGGAUCUGUUACCUGUUAUCCAGCGCCGAAAACUCCUGGAUGCAUUCAAAUUAGAAACCGAGACAGUUACAUUGGAUUUUCAAGUCAUUCCAACUUCGUCACCACUGAGUAGUGAUUGGUCGGUGUCUGAGUCUUCAUCACCAACCUUAUGCUCUCCGCCUAAUAGUAGCUCAUCACAGCUAUCGGCCAUUUCAUCAUGUUCUAGCCAGGCAAGAAACAGGGAGCCAACAAACAGACCUUCCACAUCUCAGAUACUGAAAACAUGGCCAGAAACAUUCCAGGUCCCUUGGGAAAAAAUGCCAAAAGAAAUUCGUUCUGCAAUUGCAGAUGGCAAGAGACCUAAACCAAUGGAGCGACGCCAAAUGAUACGAGUACUUGCGGAUGAAUUGAGAAGGUAUGAAGCUAACCCCACUCGCGGUCAGUGCCUAACUGUGGUUAGAAAUAUCAUCAGGCAGUACCCAAAGAGUUUUGCUGACAUUGCACCAGAUGGUUCACUUCUGUGUGGAGGUUAUACAUCACUUUUGAUUCAAGUGAAAAACCGCAUUGAGAAUGUGAACCGUGAUGGAAGCUUCUCACACCACCGAUCCUCUACGGGCAAGAGGGGUCCAACUGACACAUAUGGAUGUACACGAUUUCAGCCAGAGCUACCCCCAGAAGAAACUGAUGACACUAUUGAGCAGCACCGACAGAGACUGGAGGAGAUUUACAGACAAGAGGGUGCAGGUGGAGCAGAAAGAGCCGAAGUUAAAAAUCUAAUGGAGCUCACAUUCUCUCUUCAACGUCGGUCUAUUAAUACACUUCCACCACCUGACAUUGAAGAUGUGAAAACCAAAUGGCCUUUUCUUUUCACGCCAAAGUACAUUUACGCACAUUUUGAGUUGCUCACAGACAUCAAUGUGCUUCGUAGAUUGGAACUCAGUAUAGAGGAAUGUGGAAGAGCCAUCACAGAAUACUUCAGGGGAAAACCUACCAACAAAGAUGUCAAGGAUAUUCACUCUAAUGGUGAAGACAAUGAGAAGGCACUUCGUGUUGUCAAGCUGCUCAUGGCACACUUUGGAGAGGACCCAACCGGGCUGAUCCUUCUUACAGAUGUGUGUGCUACUGCUGCUGAUGUUGAGACAACUCUCAAUCUUCCUGCAAGUCCUCGACUUGUACUGCCUGUUUCAGGUGCAACAGGGCAAGUUACAAUUAGAGGUUGGAUGAUCAGCUUUCAGGGCCGUGUAAUCUCCGAGGGCAUCAAACCAACAUUUGCAACAGGACUUGCUGCUGUGUUUGCUCUCUACUACAUAUUCAACCUUCAGUAUCAAGAUGAAGCACCCUGCACUCUGGAAUUCAUUCAGAGGCGCUUCAUUGGUAUAAAUCCAGAGAGAGGGACAAAGGCCAAAAGGGGCAAGGUUGUCUCCAAGAAGAAAGGUGUGAUCGUCCAGAAUAAGUCUUCUGCAGUCAACACACACGUCACCAUGCUACUGAAAAAUCUCCUGGACUUUGAAUGGAACUUCAUAUAG